AUGCCCCCAGGUCCAGCUGGUUGGCCAGUCAUCGGGAAUAUUCUUGACAUGCCCUCCAGUCAUGAGUGGCGGACUUUUGCCCAAUGGGGAGAGACAUGGGGUGACAUCAUCUCAGUCAACUUGCUCGGGAAGCCUCUCGUGAUUCUCAACUCAUCCCACGUCGCCGAUGAGAUGCUCGACAAGAAAAGCCUCAUCUACUCGGGCCGGCCGGUGUUCCCCGUUUGUGGUGAAGUGAUUGGAUGGAAUCGCAUACUUGCGUUCCACCAAUACGGUCCCCGCUGGCGGGAGAUCCGCCGACUCUUUUCGCAGACUGUAGGGUCACACAACAGUCUGGCUCAACUGACCGACGACCUGGAACGCGAGGCUGACGGGUUUCUGGGUCGCGUGAUGGCAAAUCCGACAACUCUGACGCAGCAGGUGCAUAGAUUCACCGGAGCAUCAAUCUUGAAGGUUACGUACGGGUAUACCAUUGAGAAGGAGAACGACGAGCUCCUCAGAAUCGUCGAUACCGCUAUGGAGCAGUUUUCCCUGGCGUCUGCUCCAGGAGCAUAUCUUGCUGACGCGUUCUCGAUUCUCACGCAUGUUCCCCCAUGGUUCCCCGGGGCUGGGUGGAAGACGACAGCCCAAGCCUGGCGCAAAGAUCUUGAGAAGAUGUGUGAUAUUCCAUACAACUUCACCAAGGCGCAGAUGCGAGCUGGAACGGCAUCCUCAAGUCUUGUGGCCAUAAAUUUGGAAGGUGAUAUUGACCCUCAGCGGGAGGCGAUCAUCAAGGAUGCGGCUUCAUCUCUGUAUGCUGGCGGGGCAGAUACCAGUGUCUCCGCCAUUCGCUCGUUCUUCCUGGCCAUGAUGCGCUUUCCGGAAGCGCAGAGGAAGGCUCAGGCUGAAAUCGAUCGAGUCAUAGGAUCGGACAGACUUCCUACAGUUGCGGAUCGCGAACAGCUGCCUUACGUGAGGGCGUUGUGCUGGGAGGUGCUACGAUGGCAGCCCAUCGCUCCGCUAGGUAUACCUCACUACCUCACCCAAGAUGAUGUGCACGCGGGCUAUUUCCUGCCCAAAGGCACAGUAGUGAUAGCUAAUAUCUGGAAAAUGCUCCGCGACCCCAAACGCUACGCCCGUCCUCAAGACUUCAAUCCUGACAGGUUCGUCCCUGGCCAGGGCGCGGAGCCGGAAUACGACCCUCGCCAGGUUGUUUUUGGCUUCGGAAGACGUGUAUGUCCAGGCUCGCAGCUGGCUGAGAUGUCUUUAUUCCUGAUCUGCGCCGUAUCUCUCGCUGCCUUCGAUAUCUCCAAACCCAUUGUAGACGGUAAGGCUGUCGAACCUUCGAUGGAAUAUACGACGGGUACCAUCAGCCAUCCAUGCGAGUUUCAAUGUUCCAUCAAGCCCCGGUCGGCUAAGGUUCAAGCUCUACUGUCGUCGUCGGGUGAUGUUCGUUACUGAGGUGUUAUCCGUCGAUCCACGAUUCUUCGAACAGCAUAUCUGCUCCUCGCGGGAAGUUUGGUGUAUCAAGGAUCAACGUUGCAUACUUGGUUGGCUCAACUCAUCUGACAGAUAUAUCACGCUACGUGCUCACGAUUUGGGACGCCUGCAUAGAGCCUCGGUGUCUAUGACGUUGUACCGGACGGG
This is a messenger RNA of Fomitopsis serialis, 1623 nucleotides long. Its product is annotated as cytochrome P450. NCBI's taxonomy places the organism in Eukaryota, Fungi, Basidiomycota, Agaricomycetes, Polyporales, Fomitopsidaceae. The transcript has 12 exons. Bases 1 to 1437 code for a protein of 478 amino acids. The record is from RefSeq and is a predicted model, not a curated record. Gene Ontology annotation, molecular function: heme binding; iron ion binding; monooxygenase activity.